Phyllotreta striolata is the source of this 2117-nucleotide messenger RNA. Lineage: Eukaryota; Metazoa; Arthropoda; Insecta; Coleoptera; Chrysomelidae. The record is from the annotation of a GenBank genome assembly.
CAAUUUUCUAAUUCUAAUAUUAUGGUAAUGGUGGAAAAACUAUUUACGUUUAAUUGUUUUAAAUAAGAAAAAAAUUCGUGUUGGUUUCAUUUUGUUUGAACUUUUUUCAUUAAAAAACCAGGAUGAGUAGUGGAAGUCACCAGUAUUUACAAAAUUCCAAUCAAAAGAGCCCUUCUACCCGACCUGGUGAUAUCGAACAUUUAACACACCUUUCCGAACAUCUUUCAGCACUUUACUUGAACCAAGAGCAUUCCGAUGUCACCCUUAUUGUGGAAGGUCAAAAAUUAAAUGCACACAAGGUAAUUUUGGCAGCUAGAAGUGAUUAUUUUAGAGCCCUCCUCUACGGCGGCUUGAAGGAAUCCACUCAAAACGAAAUUCUCCUUCCUGAUGCACCGUUAAAAGCUUUCAAAGUUUUGUUAAAAUAUAUUUACACAGGUAAAAUGUUCCUUUCCACUUUAAAAGAGGAUGUCAUAUUAGAUACUCUAGGAUUGGCCCACCAGUAUGGUUUCCAAGAUCUCGAAACCGCAGUAUCAGACAUACUGAGGCAAUUGCUGGCUUUGAGAAACGUUUGCGCUGUUUUAGACACUGCUAGAUUGUACGGCUUGGAAAUGCUGGUAAAAGUCUGCCACACUUUUCUGGACAGGCACGCCUCGGAGAUAUUGCAGCACGAAUCAUUCCUUCAGUUAUCCCAGGCUUCUCUAGUGAAACUUCUCCAAAGGGACUCCUUUUUUGCGCCGGAAGUAGAAAUUUUUAGAGGAGCUUGCAAUUGGUGUAAGGUCAAUGAAGAUAAAAACGAUCUGGUGAUGAAAUGUAUUCGACUGCCUCUAAUGAGCGUGGCCGAUUUGCUGUCUGUUGUUAGGCCAGCCGGUUUGGUGAAUCCCGAUGCUCUCUUGGACGCCAUCGAAGAACGAACAAAUAUUAGAUUAAGCAGCUUACCUCAUAGAGGACAAUUGAUAAUUGAUGAGAAUCUAGCCUGUCCUAGGUUGGGAUCAAAGGUCGUUUCGGGGGAAUUAAUGGAGUAUCUACUCGACGGAGAUUACUAUUCAUACGAUAUGGAAAAAGGUUACACUAGGCAUGCCAUUAACGGUCCCGGAGAUCAUGGUAUAAUCGUGAAAUUGGCCCAGCCUUCGAUUAUUAAUCAUAUACGUAUGCUUUUAUGGGACCGUGACUUAAGAUCUUACUCCUAUUACAUAGAAGUUUCGAUGGAGCAGAAGGAUUGGAUAAGAGUAAUCGACUACAGCGCCUACAGAUGCAGAUCAUGGCAAUAUUUGUAUUUCGAGAACAGAGUCAUGCAGUAUAUCAGAAUCGUAGGCACGCAUAAUACUGUAAAUAAGGUGUUUCAUUUGGUGUCGUUCGAAGCCAUGUACAAGUUAAAAAUUCCUAAGAUGGUGAACGAUAUCAUAUCUCCAACAUACAACGUAGCGACGUUAGAUAAAAGCGCUCUCGUCAUCGAAGGAGUCAGUCGAUCUCGAAAUACUUUACUAAACGGAGACACGAAGAGAUACGAUUGGGAUUCUGGUUACACCUGCCAUCAACUUGGUUCCGGCGCGAUACUGAUCCAAUUGGGGCAACCUUACAUAAUAUCGAGUCUGAGACUUCUGCUUUGGGACUGCGACGACAGGAGUUACAGCUACUACAUCGAAUCGUCGGUAAACAUUUGGGAAUGGGACAUGGUCGUGGAUAAUACGAGGGAAAAUUGCAAGUCCUGGCAGGUCAUACACUUCUCGCCGAGACCCGUGAUUUUCAUUCGGAUCGUCGGCACUCACAACACGGCUAACGAGGUGUUCCAUUGCGUUCAUUUCGAAUGCCCGUCGAUGGAGGAAGUGGGCCCGCCCGGCAGCCCGAAACAGAAGCGUCUCAAAGACGCCACCCCGGAGCAGGAUCGGCAAGUCCAGCCCACGGAGACCGCCACCGAAGCCGAAGAGGUGUCUCGCGAUAUCGAAAAUUCGACGUGAAACCCUACCGAUUUGCCGUAGUGUAUCCCAUCAGUAACCUGUGAUUUUUUUUGUGGAUUCCAUUAAAGCGAUAUUAUUGUCUCACGACGUUAGAUGCAGCCGAUUUAGCGGAUAUAUUUAUUGUUAUAGUAUUUCUGUAAUAAAAUAUUUUAUUUUUGCUUC